Molecule: messenger RNA, 1358 nt
Organism: Sphaeramia orbicularis (orbiculate cardinalfish)
Lineage: Eukaryota; Metazoa; Chordata; Actinopteri; Kurtiformes; Apogonidae
Product: transmembrane emp24 domain-containing protein 6-like
Exons: 4
Coding region: 478-1194 (238 amino acids)
Source: RefSeq, a predicted model, not a curated record
CCAGAAGAUGACUGGAAACCCCAGUGAGCAGACAUGACAGACUGUGGAGUGUUCUAUGGUGCUGCAGCUCAAACUGCUGGAGUUAAAGAAAUCCAUUUGAUAUCAAUGCGACAUUGACAAAGACGAAAACGAAGGGAAUUUUAUACAUACUUUUUAUACGUUUUAGUUAGUUUUGUAAACACACAAUACAGUUUCAGUUAGUUAUCGUUUUUUUCUUUUAAUUAGAGUUUUUAUUUAUUUCAGUUAACGAAAAUGUUUUUUCAAUUUUAGCUUUCGUCAUUUCGUUCGUUUUCGUUAACGAUAAUAACCUUGGCUCCUUGUGAGUUUUUCUUGCGGCUGAUUGGUCCUUAUGUUACAGACAGACUCAGUAUUAGUGAUAUGGUUGUAGAUGGAGUUAAUAAUUCUCCUGGGGUUCAUAUCUGAGAGCUAACAGAAGAAAGUGGUGCGCUCCUUGUCCUCCACAGUGAAGGUAGAGCCAUGCUGGUGCAGACUCUGCUCAUACUGGUGGGCUCCCAGUGUCUCUGGGCCAGAAAGUCCGAACCCUUCCUCGGAGAAGCUGACGCCGGUGUGUUCAGGGGAUCAGAUAAAUAUGACUUUGCCAUCGAGGUUCCUGCUGCAGGGAUGGAGUGUUUCUGGCAUUUCGCCCACCAGAGUGGAAGCUUCUACCUGACGUUCAUGGUCCAGUGGGUAACAGGGAUGGCCAACAAUCACAGGCUGUUUGUAACAGUGAAUUCACCAAACGGCGCCCUCAUCACUUUGAAGAACGAGGCAGUUGGACACAUGAACUUUCAAACUGAGGUGACAGGUUUUUACCGACUGUGCCUCAAUAACCAUGGAAACCAGUUUGGUGGCGUCAGAGUCUUUGUGAGCUUUGGUGUCAUCUAUGAAGGGACUGUGGCGUCAGAUGGAGUGAUGGAGAAGGAGGAGGAGGAGGAGAGGAAAGUCCUCAACAACACUUUGGCCAGCAUUGAGGAAAGCAUACAGAAGCUUCAGAAUCGGAUCUUCCACAUGUGGCGGCACUACAACUUCGCCCGCAUGAGGAAGGGGAAGGACCACUACCUCCUGGAGUCCAACCUCAACUACGUGGACUGGUGGUCGGCGACUCAGAGCGUCGUCAUCGUCCUGUCUGGAUACCUGCAGCUCCUGGUCCUCAAAAGACUCUUCUACACAGACUCCAGCAGACCACGAUGCUGAAAGACAUCUGCUAAAAAUAGAAUAGGUUUGAGUUCUGCAGAGGCUGCACCUUUAAGUUCUUAAAUGUGGUUUCACUCAAGUACUGUAGGGUCAAAACAUAAAUCUCUGACGGGACAUUUUAGAGACAAUUUGACUCAUUAUUGUUGCUAAAUGACCCAGAUUUU